AUGAUGAUAACAAUUCUUUUACUUUUCGCAUCUUGUUUUACGUACGGUCAAAGUACUAAAUGUCAAAUAUGCAUCAUUGAUUCAACUUGUACGGAUGAUUAUAUUCAUUUUAAUGUAUCAAUAUCAAAGGAAUGUGAACAUCCAAUAGAGACAUAUUUUAGUUAUGAUACAGAUAUUGAUUCAGACAAACAUUAUUUAAAUAAAACAAUCGGUUGUCGUCAUUGUUAUUUUGACUUUACUAUAGAAUCUAUUCAUGAUGCAUGGGAUUAUAUUUUAAAACUUGAAUCACCUGAAACAACAAAAUCUUGUUCUAUUCGUAAAGCUCGUUGUGGUGGAUAUACGUCACGAUAUAUAUGGAUUGGUACUGCCAGUCUUUCGGGUUUAUUUAUUAUAUUUGGUGUUGUAUUAGGUAUCAUUCGAUAUUGUCGUACUCGAAAACCACCAAUGAAAGCUAUACAGUAA
Molecule: messenger RNA, 462 nt
Organism: Rotaria sp. Silwood1
Lineage: Eukaryota; Metazoa; Rotifera; Eurotatoria; Philodinida; Philodinidae
Source: the annotation of a GenBank genome assembly